Molecule: messenger RNA, 1651 nt
Organism: Callithrix jacchus (white-tufted-ear marmoset)
Lineage: Eukaryota; Metazoa; Chordata; Mammalia; Primates; Cebidae
Gene: DERL3
Product: derlin 3
Source: RefSeq, a predicted model, not a curated record
UCAAUCUUGGCGCCUGCCCAUUGGCCACCAGCCUUUACCCGCCCACUCUCCCUCUCCGCCCCUAACUUCCCUCUUCCUCCUUCCAUUGGCUCAAGGGCUCUCUUUUCAGACUGAGGCACGCAGCGUUUUGGACGCGGAUUGGCCGAAGGCGGGGCCGGGAGGCGGGUUAAAGACCGGGUUGCCGGCCAGACCACGCGUGCUUGAGAAGGUUCAAUGGCGUGGCAGGGACUGGCGGCCGAGUUUCUACAGGUGCCGGCGGUGACGCGGGCCUACACAGCAGCCUGCGUCCUCACCACCGCUGCGGUGCAACUGGAGCUCCUCAGCCCCUUCCAACUCUACUUCAACCCGCACCUCGUGUUUCGGAAGUUCCAGGUCUGGAGGCUCGUGACCAACUUCCUCUUCUUCGGGCCCCUGGGAUUCAGUUUCUUCUUCAACAUGCUCUUCGUUUUCCGCUACUGCCGCAUGCUGGAAGAGGGGUCCUUCCGCGGCCGCACGGCCGACUUUGUCUUCAUGUUUCUCUUCGGAGGCGUCGUUAUGACCCUGCUGGGACUCCUGGGCAGCCUGUUCUUCCUGGGCCAGGCCCUCGUGGCCAUGCUGGUGUACGUGUGGAGCCGCCGCAGCCCUCGGGUGAGGGUCAACUUCUUCGGCCUGGUCACUUUCCAGGCACCGUUCCUGCCUUGGGCGCUCAUGGGCUUCUCACUGCUGCUGGGCAACUCCAUCCUCGUGGACCUGCUGGGGAUUGCCGUGGGCCACAUCUACUACUUCCUGGAGGAUGUCUUCCCCAACCAGCCUGGAGGCAAGAGGCUCCUGCUGACCCCUGGUUUCCUUGACCAAGAACCCCAAUCCCUAAUCGGAGCUGUUCCUGCCCCACAUGGGCCCCACUUCCAAGGAGCACAGCAGUCUCUGACCCUAGCCCUGCCCUGGCAGCAAGGGACCUGCCAACAGCUGAGGGCGGCCUGUGCCCAUUCUCUUCAGUAAGGCUGGAGCUGCGAGCCAGUUUGCUGCCCUCCUAGAUCUUAUGUCCAUUUUAAAGAAUGGGGACACCUCCAUAUUACAGAUGAGAACACGGGGGACACGAACUCCUUGGAGACAGAGCUGGGAAGGGGCCCCAGGCUGUGUCUCCUCCCUGCACCCUGACAACCCCCAAGAGCUGGCACCAGGCCACAGCGCCUGCUGGGGUGGGGAAAGGGCCCCAGUACUAUGGGCACCACUGGAGCUAGAACAGCCACCUGUACCCAGGCUGGCAACAGCCCAGCAGUGCUCACACAGGACCAGGCCUUCUGCCAGGGACUCCAGAACAGCAAGGCCCCAACUGGCAGCAGCCUGAUCAUCUGGACACAGCAGAAGAGCUCACAGCUCCUUCCUGAAGAUGAGCAAGGGGAGCAGGGCUGUUGCUGAAAGGCAGGAAGCCCCUGCCCUGAGCCCCACAGCCAUUCUUCUCAGCUUUCUGGGUCUGGAAGGAGAACAUGCUGAGAGGACUGAGGUGCUACCAGGAGCCCCAUUCACCCCCAACACCCCAACCUGGGAAUCUGAGGCAGAGGGGAGAGAGGCCUGCCAGCCUAUUCACAUGCCACCUUUGUCCCUCCGGGCCCCAGCCCCACUCCUGGCUCUCAUUAUUUUUAUGCUAAAACUUUAAAGAAAUUGAACAUGA